CACCUGGUAACAAUAUCUUUUAAUAGCUGUUUAUAUGUAUUUCACAUAAAUUGGGAAGAAUUUGUGUCGAGAAGUUCAAAAAAUUUAAAUUUAUUGCCAACCUAAUGACAACAAAUUAUUGUCACGACACAUCUGGAAGUGGAUAAUGUAACGUGCAUUUAUUAUUUUGCAUCUGUGACAGAUGAGUCAGUUUUUGAUCAGCAGUGUGGAAGUGAGUGUUAUUUUCAACGUGGGAUUUGAAUUUGAAAUAAAAAAAUAAAGAAAAUGGACUCGACUCAAGAACAAGUUGUAAUGACUCCGAAAUGCAAAACUGCCAAUUCAACGACUCUCAUAAUCGAAAGACGGGCUGUGAAUAAAACCAAUGAAAAGAUGCAUGUGGCUGGGGGUGAACAUACCGGAAUUAUAAUAAAUAAAGAGACCACGAAUGAAAACGGCGUUUCUGCCCCAGCCGAACUCUCGCUCGAAUUUCGCGUUUUUUUAGUCAGUGCUCAGACGGGGAAACACACCCAGGAAUCGCGAACUUUGAGGUUCUGGUUUCGGGAACAGGAAGGGGACAAGGCUGCUGUGGCACAGGAUUUCUUCAAGGAAUUGGUUAGCCCUCAAGAAUUCCCCAGAGAUUAUGUCGGAUUUAUUAAAAAAAUCAUGAAACUAAUGCAACACAAUUAUAAGAGUAUCACUAAACUGGAGGUCGAAUUAACGCAGUUGCAGGAAGCAGAAGUCCCGACAAGGCCACCUCGACCUGGUUAUCUCCAAUUCGAGCUAGCACCUGUUUGUAUGUCAGUGUCAGCCGACGAAAAUUCUUUAGGAAAUGUUGUGUUAUUGACGCGUGAAAAAGUCUUAGAAAUAAUUGAAUCAUCGUAUCCGAAUCCUGUCACAAUUCAGGACAUUGCAAAGGAAAAUGGUUGGGAUGAGGAAGAAGUCGCCCAUCACAUUGCUGAUCUGCAAUCAAGCAACAUAGUUAAAGCCAUGGAACAUGGCGCAUUUACCCGCCAACAAUCCCACGACACUCAAGUAAUCAUCGUGAAACAAAUGCCGACGAUGGUCAGUUCGAAACAACCGACAAUCGCCAUAAUCACAGCCCAAUACUGUGAGAAAUUGGCCGUAGAUGCGAUGAUCGAAAAUAAGGAAACUUUCGUUAGAUAUACAACAGUAGGUCCCAGUAGUCCUACGGGUGAAAAACCGAGGGCCCGCUUUGGGGAAUCGAAUGUUUACACUUUGGGGAACAUUGGGGCCCACCGUAUAGUUUGUACAAAGUUGCCAUCAGUGGGUCAUACUAGAGAAGCAAUGACCGCUGCUGGGAACACAACGACGAGACUUUUGGGGACUUUCCAGAAAGUCGAUUAUGUGUUUUUGGUCGGCGUGGGUGGGGGAGUCCCCCAUUAUACGGAUUACAAUAAGCAUGUCCGAUUAGGAGACGUCGUAAUUUCGCAUCCCGUGAAUAAUAAUAAAGACGUUUAUGUUUAUUGCGAGACGGCCAAAAUUAGCGAUAAGGGUUACGAUUUUGAAGUUAAACAUUAUCGCCCUAAUAAUUUCAUUUUGCAAGAAAUUUCCGCACAGUUAAAAUCGUCCGAUUCGGGUGAUAAUGGGACCAUUUCACCAUGGGCGAAAUAUCUCAAAGACGGCUUAAAUAUUCUCACUACUCAAAUCGAGACUGAUUUUAAACCCCCGAGUGUCGAAACUGACAAAUUAUACAUGGCCAUAGGUGAAAGAGAUUUAAUUGAAGUCGCUCAUCCUGUGCCGCAAGAUAAAAACAUUAAAAGGCAGGAGGGUUGCCCCCGGAUCCACUUAUCGACGAUAGCUUCGGGUCGUCAAAUCGUCCGCGAUGACCGAUUGAGACAAAAGUUUGCGUCCGAAAUGGGCGCUUUGGCCUUUGAUUGCGAGUUUGACGCCGUCAUAGAGUCCGUCCUCGGCAAUUGCAAGGACAGUUUUAUCAUAAUUCGGGGAAUUUCUGAUUAUAAAGAUGGCACUAGACGUAAAGAAUGGCAACCGUAUGCGUCUCUAGCAGCGGCUAGUGUCAUGAAAUCGAUUAUUUGCGGCCUAGAGCCACCAACUAAUGUCUAAUUAAUUAUGUAACUUAGGUACAAAGACUUGCAUGGGACUAAUUUUUAGAUCUGUUUUUUUGACAAAUUUUAUUUUAUUAUUUACUUUAGUUUUUUCGGUAGGUGGUUAACGUUAUAUAGUCUAUGAGGUUACCAAUUUAGAAUAUUUAAGAUUAAAUUGUUGCUCUUAUGGUGAGUAUAGUUAACGAAUUUCAUGAGACUGUCUAGGGUUUCGUCACGAAUCAUAGAAUAGGUCACGACUGCCAAUUAAUCAAAUUGUUGUUCAAAUUGUGAUUAGGUGAUAUUUUAGUUUUUUUCCCCAAAAUUCCAAUUUUUAGUCGCUCAUGUGAGAAUACUUCCAAAUUGCAUUUAAAUUUAGGAUAGCACCAAAGUAGACAUUUGACAUUAAUUCCAUUAGUGUGUUUUUUGUACAAGAGAUUUUUACUUGCCAUGUUUUAGUCACAGAGCAUAUUUAAUUUAUUAAUGUUUUUAUUUACAAUGAGUUUAUUUAAAUUAUUUUGUAUAUCUCAAUAAAGAAUUUUAAAUCAA
Molecule: messenger RNA, 2588 nt
Organism: Tribolium madens (black flour beetle)
Lineage: Eukaryota; Metazoa; Arthropoda; Insecta; Coleoptera; Tenebrionidae
Exons: 11
Coding region: 265-2061 (598 amino acids)
Biological process (GO): nucleoside metabolic process
Molecular function (GO): catalytic activity
Source: RefSeq, a predicted model, not a curated record